AUGUCGCGCUCCUCGUUCUUCUCUCGAUCAUCCUCUUCCGCAGACCGAAACCCUCUCCUACCAACGCACCACACACCCAGAGACGACUCUAUCUCACUCCAGAAUCUUUCUCUAGAUAGAGAGAGUCGCCCGGCAUCUCCCUCUCCUCCUCCUGCCUUCUAUCGUUCCAAAAAUGACGCCGCCAAUCCUCGGACGUACCAAGCUUACCAUCCCUACAGCGAUAAUAAAGAAUCCACAGCAAGCGGGGGUUUCGACGAACCAUUCGUCGACAGAUACCAUAGUGGCAAUGUCAGCUCAUUAUCCUCCACAGGAAGGAGGAUCCAGUUUGCUACUCCACCGCCGCCUAUAGCGAUGAGGGUUGGGCUGCCUGCGAAGCAUAUGGACAAUGAACAUGGCAGAGAACCCAACAAAGUGGAGAUCAGAAGAAAUGUACACAAUCAGUUUCUAUUGUUGGAACGCAGGGAAAGGUCUAUUCAGACGGAACUACAAACAUAUCUUGACGCUCAGUCCGAGGGUCUUAUACAAGGGCUCGACCGCGAGAGCCUCCCUGGUAGGAGUAGCCUAGGAGGAAGCGAUGCUGGAAGCAGCACACCAACAUCCCGCAGUGUCCGAAAUCACGGUUUGAAUGGUUCGGGCGUCAUACCAGUACGCCAACCCCGGCAGAAACGAAUAGGACUUCGAGGUGCUCGUCGCGGUUUAUUACGGGGCGUGUCCGAGCUAGUUAUGGUGAAAGAAGGCCAACUUCUUAUUAUUUCAGAUGAAGUCGCGCGCCGUAAGGAUGCUCUUUCUCAGCUUUCGAUCUGGGAAGAGCGCAUCUUGGCCGCAGAGACGGAAUUCAAAAAAGGCAAAUCCCAAGACGAGACCAGAGAACUAGAGGAGUUGAGAGAGGAGGAAACUGCUGUAGAGCAUGAGAUAGCAGAGCUAGAGGAGAGAUUGACGCAGAUGAAGGCAAGGAAGAAGUGGCUUGCCGAGAGGAUCAAAGAGAGAGUAAAUAGGGAAGAGAGUCGACUGAGUAGUUGGCGAGGGGCGAUCAGAGAAGCGGAGAGAGAAGUGCGAGGAUUUUUGAAGAGACCUCCAGUUGAGACUAGCACAGUCUUGAGCGGCGAAGAAGGCUUUCUGUCUCUUCCUCCUGCGCGAAGGACGUUGGCCAUGGCGAGAGAGUGUUGGGAAAGGGAAAUUGCACAAUUAUCUUCAAAGAAUGAAGAUGUUGAAGUUGAACGACAAGCGCUGGAAGACGGCGCAGGCUUGUGGCAAGAUGUGGUUGAUAUCGUUAACAGCUUUGAGGACGAGUUGAAGAAAGACAUGUCUAGCCCUGGUGGCCAUGACGUCGAAGUGCUCCAGGGGCAUGUUACCAAGAUGGGAAGCGCCAUAGACCGUUUGGCUUCCGCGGUGCAAACAGCAGAGGAUAACAAAUGGAACCUCUUGAUUUGUGCUAUCUGUGCCGAACUCGAAGCCUUUAAAGAGGGUAAACAGCUUUUGCAAAAGACUGCGGGGUUCAUCUCUCAUGCGGAGAGUGUUGUGAAACAAGACCUUGGUAGUGUCAGUGGUGUUAGUGCUGAAGAAAGUGACCACAAAUCCGAGAAUAGGACUACAAGUAGUAAUAAGGAAAGCCCAAGUUUGGAUAUGCGGGUGGAGGCAGACGAAAGCGAAGAUGAGGGUCCGAAUUUGGCAGAGUUAUUGGUUGAGGAUAGUCAUUGA
This is a messenger RNA of Glarea lozoyensis ATCC 20868, 1698 nucleotides long. RefSeq lists its product as uncharacterized. The record is from RefSeq and is a predicted model, not a curated record. The transcript has a single exon. The coding region runs from base 1 to 1698 and encodes 565 amino acids. Lineage: Eukaryota; Fungi; Ascomycota; Leotiomycetes; Helotiales; Helotiaceae.